CGUACGCGACGGAGCGGGGUGCGAAGAUGGCGGACGAGGAGGCCGAGCAGGAGAGCGGCAGCCCCGGUGGCGACCUGCUGGAGCUGCGGCGCCUGCGGGAGCGGCUGCUGGAGCUGGAGACGGGGCUGCGGGAGAGCGCCGAGCCCGCCGUGCAAGCGGCCACGGAGUACUGCAAGCAGCUCUGCCAGACUUUGCUGGAGUACGCAGAAAAGUGGAAAACAUCAGAAGAUCCUCUGCCCCUGUUGGAGGUGUAUACGGUGGCUAUCCGAAGUUAUGUUAAAGCACGACCUUAUCUUACCUCUGAGUGUGAAAAUGUAGCCUUUGUGCUUGAACGUUUAGCGCUAAGCUGUAUUGAACUUCUGCUGUGUCUGCCCCUUGAUUUACCUGAAAGUAAAUGGGAAGAAUUUCAGGCUUUUGUACAGGUGGCUCAUAAAAACUUGAUGGAAAAUGGCAGCCCGGAACUGCAUAUUUUAACUACACUUACUCAAGAGAAGGGAGUGUGGAAGAACCCAGUAUUGUGCGGUAUUCUUUCCCAGGAACAGCUGGAUCCAGAUAAAGUGAAUGAAUUUUUAGUGUUUGAAGGCCCUGUCCUGCUGGAUAUGCGUAUUAAACACCUCAUGAAAACAAAGCAAUUAACACAAGCUACUGCCCUGGCAAAACUCUGCUCUGACCAUCCAGAAAUCAGUGCAAAAGGCAAUUUCAAGCAAACCUACCUGGUCUGUCUUUGUUCAGGAUCGCCAAAUGAAAAGCUAAUGGAGGAAAUUGCAGAAGUAGAUUGCAAAGAUGCUCUAGAAAUGAUCUGUAACCUAGAAUCUGAUGGAGAUGAGAAAAGUGCUCUAAUUUUAUGUGCAGCUUUUUUAUCUCGCCAACUUCAGCAAGGAGAGAUGUACUGUGCCUGGGAACUGACUCUUUUCUGGAGUAAGCUGCAGCAAAGGGUAGAGCCUUCUAUUCAAGUGUAUCUAGAGAGAUGCCGUCAACUUUCUGUGUUAACUAAGACUGUUUAUCACAUUUUCUUCCUGAUCAAAGUAAUUAAUUCAGAGAUUGAUGGUGCUGGACUUGCAACCUGCAUUGAACUGUGUGUGAAAGCCUUGCGCUUGGAAUCCAGUGAAAAUACAGAUGUAAAGAUAUCUAUUUGCAAGACUAUCUCCUGUUUGCUUCCAGAUGAUUUGGAGGUUAAACGUGCUUGUCAGUUGAGUGAAUUUCUUCUUGAACCCACUGUGGAUGCAUACUAUGCUGUUGAAAUGCUCUAUAAUCAGCCUGAUCAGAAGUACGAUGAAGAGAAUCUUCCAAUACCAAAUUCAUUGCGCUGUGAGCUCUUACUUGUACUGAAAACUCAGUGGCCUUUUGAUCCAGAAUUCUGGGACUGGAAAACUCUAAAGCGUCAGUGUCUGGCAUUGAUGGGAGAGGAAGCAUCCAUUGUGUCAUCAAUAGACGAACUCAAUGAUAGUGAAGUUUAUGAGAAGGUUGAGGAUUGCCAAGAAGAGAAUAAAGAAACUUCUAUGAAUGGGUUUGCUGGCAGUUUUGAUGAAGCUACGAGCCUUCUUAAAGGUAUCAGAGAUGAAAAGCAGAAAAAGAGAGAAAUCAAAAAACUCAGAGAGAGAGGAUUCAUAUCAGCUAGAUUUAGGAACUGGCAAGCUUAUAUGCAGUAUUGUGUGUUAUGCGAUAAAGAAUUCCUAGGUCAUAGAAUAGUUAGGCAUGCUCAAAAACAUUAUCAAGAUGGAAUUUACAGUUGCCCUAUUUGUGCCCAGAAUUUUAAUUCUAAAGAAAACUUUGUUCCCCAUGUAACUUUGCAUGUUAAAAAAUCCAGCAAAGAGAGACUGGCUGCUAUGAAACCGCUGAGACGAUUGGGAAGACCUCCUAAAAUAGCAACUACCAACGAGAAUCAGAAAACCAAUUCUGUAUCCAAACAGGAGCAGCGACCUAUUAAGAAGAACAGUCUCUAUUCAACAGACUUCAUUGUAUUUAAUGAUAACGAUGGCUCUGAUGAUGAAAAUGAUGAGAAAGAUAAACCAUAUGUACCAGAGAUAGUGCCAGUUCAAAAGCCACUACCUGUUAAUGAGUUCACUUGCCCUGUAACAUUUUGUAAAAAAGGCUUUAAGUAUUUUAAAAACCUAAUAGCACAUGCAAAGGGGCAUAAGGAUAAUGAAGAAGCUAAGCGUUUUCUAGAAAUGCAAAGCAAAAAAGUGAUUUGUCAGUACUGUAGACGACAUUUUGUAAGUGUUACUCACCUGAACGAUCAUCUACAAAUGCACUGUGGCAGCAAGCCUUAUAUCUGCAUACAGAUGAAAUGUAAGGCUGGUUUUAACAGUUACGCUGAGCUGCUAACUCACAGGAAGGAACAUCAAGUCUUCAGAGCAAAGUGCAUGUUUCCUAAAUGUGGGAGAGUGUUUUCUGAAGCCUAUUUACUGUAUGAUCAUGAAGCACAACACUAUAAUACCUAUACCUGCAAAUUCACAGGCUGUGGAAAAGUGUAUCGUUCUCAGAAUGAACUGGAAAAGCAUACUGAAGAACACAACAAGCAGCCUGAAGAAGUGCAACAGCCUGAAGGCCAGACUAAUCAGUCUGAUCUUAGUCAACCUUCUAAAGUUAAUGAAAGUACUGAUGGAGUUGCUGUUAAAGAGGAAUCGGCAUCUGCUCCAGCUGACAGCCAGAGUAGUUUUACUGAAGGAGAAAACUACGUCUGGAAUGAAAUCAAAGCAGAACCGGUAGGGAAUGAAAGUGUAAAUACAUCCCCAAGUAUACUGCAGCAAAGUGAUUCCUUGUCUAAUGCUGCUCCGGAAGAGGCUGCUGCAGGUUCAGUGAAGACAGAAGUAGCGAUUCCAGUGAGCAGUGUUAAGGUGCUUGCGGUUAAUGAGAAGAUCCGAGAUAACUUUGUAAGAAGAGGUAAAUUGGCUGCUACUACCAGUAAAGUAGAUACUACUAAAUCUGCAGCCCAGCAAUUGUGCUCAACAGUAGAUUCUUGUCUUCCAGUUUUCCAAGAAAGAAAGGAUGAGAAUUGUCUCAGUCAGUCUCAGAAUAUUCAAAAUAUUUCUGUGAGUUCAAACACACUAAAACCAGAAGCCCUUGAAUCAAAAAGCUUAGAAGGGCAAGUAAACAUUGUAAAUACACUUAGCGUGCAGAAUCAGGCAGGAUACCGAAACAGUGUUCCCAUUUCCAAACUUGAAAUUGAAGACAGUAUUAAAGCUGCAGCAAAUCUAUAUAACCUACCUUUAAAAACUUUAGAAAGUAUUACAUUUAUUCCAUCACAGCCUAGCAUAAAUAAUUCUUUAGUUCCAUCUGUGACACCAGCAGCCCCAGUUCAGAAAUUUAGUUGUCAGGUUGAGGGGUGUACUCGAACAUAUAACUCAUCACAGAGCAUUGGCAAACAUAUGAAGGCAGCGCACCCUGAUCAGUAUGCUACUUUUAAAAUGCAACGUAAGAAUAAGAAACCACGAAAAUCCAGCAAUUUACAAAACGUGGCAAACGAUGGAAAAAUCGUCUGUCUGAUGCCAUCGCAGGUGGGCAAUCCCAAUGGUGCUGCUUUUACUGCGCAGAACAAAACUAAUUUGAAUCCCACCUGUUCCACUCAAGCACAACACCUUUCAAGUACGCUUUUCCCAACUCACUUAGAAAAUUUGACUAAUCCUAUGUUGCCUGUAGUGGAAAGUGUCGUAAAUCCAAGUUUGUCUACUCGUAUUAAAAGUGAGCCUGAAAGUGUUUUAUGUUCACAAAUGGAAAAUCUGUCUGGUGUAACCUUGCCUUCCCAGUUGGAAGAUCUGGCAAAAAGAGUUAUGCCUCUGAAUAUUGAUGGUGGUUCAGAUCCUUUUCUUCCUUUGCCUGCAGAGAAUGGUCCAAUGUCUCUUUUUCCUUCGCCGUCAGAGAAUGCCCCAAGUUCAGUCUUCUCACAACUGGAAAACAGCACAAACAACUUUUCGUCACAACUAGAAGGAAACAGCAGUUCCACUUUCCCAAAAGAGGAAACUAUUGAUCAGUUGUUUCCUUCACGAGUGAAUAAUGAAAAUAACUUCAAUGAAACUGGUUCUCAACAUCCAACUUCAGAAAAGGUGAAAAAGGACCGUGGCCGGGGUCCAAAUGGGAAAGAAAGGAAGCCAAAACAUAACAAGCGGGCAAAAUGGCCAGCAAUAAUUAGAGAUGGUAAAUUUAUCUGUAGCAGGUGUUUCAGAGUUUUUACUAAUCCUCGAUCACUUGGUGGUCACUUAUCUAAGAGGUCGUAUUGUAAGCCUCUUGAAGGAUCAGAAAUUUCUGCAGAAGCUCUGCAAGCUAAUGGUCAGUCUUUACUUGCCAGUAUGAUUCUUUCCUCAAAUUCAUUAAGCUUGCAGCAACCCCAGGAGUCUACCUUCAAUCCAGAAUUGUGUUUUAAAGAUCCAGCGUUCCUGCAGUUGCUUGCAUCUGAAAAUCGUUCUGCGGCCUUACUGCAGACCAUGUUCCCACGGGCCAGUGUGCCUAACUUUAAUACCAGUGGAAAUGAGGAAGGAAAUCAAAUUAUAAAACAAGCUUUGGAAACUGCAGGCAUCUCACGUACCUUUGAUAACACAGAAGUACUUCCACAUGUAGUUACAACAAGUUGCGUCACUGGUACAACUCAAAUAAAUGCAGCUGUUCUCCCCAAUUCAACCAUGUCACCUCUGUUGCAGACGGUCUGCAACCCAAGUACUCUGCUAACAGACCAAAACAGGACCCUCAAUACCAAAAUUCCUUCUGUAAAUGAGUGCAAGAGUUUGCCUGUUUUUGCAACAGAUGACUUAAUGCUAAAGACAAUUGAAAAUGGCCUGGGCUCUAGCUCAUUUUCUAAUGCUGUUGCAGCAGCACAAACCUUUGCAGGGAACACUUCACGAGUUUCAGUUAUAAAUACUCCCAAUAAUUCAGUAUCAAAUAACUCAAAUAAGAAGGGAACCAGUGCUUCAAAGAGGAAGAGAAAAGCAACUACACCCUUACUUGCACCUAACAUAGCACAGAAAGUAGCAGUAAAUAAUAUAACAACAGUGGGACUUCUAGCCAAAAGCACUGAAGGAAACAUGCAAACACAGGGAGAUAAUUUUCAGUCCAACUUGCUAACAAAUUGUGAUUCUCAAGCAGUGGCAGAAAAUCUCACACAGAAACUCAAUAAUGCUGACAAUCAGUUAUUCAUGGCCAGUAUCAAAGAGAACUUCAAAACAAACCUUGAGACUCGUACAACGUUAACAGUGAAAGCUGAGAAUGGGGAUUCCCAAAUGAUGGCUACAAAUUCUUGUGUGCAGAUCAAUUCGGAGGAGCAGAUUUCAGAAGACAAUGUUAUUCAGAACUUUGAAAAAACCCUUGAAAUAAUUAAAAGUGCCAUGAAUUCACAGAUACUUGAGGUGAAAACUGAAGUUCAGGAUGCUGGCACUGCUUCGGGACAGAACUUGCAAGUAAAUAACACACAAACUUCUUCAGGAAAUUGUUCAAAUAGUGUGCUGUUACCUGCUCACACACAGUUUGCAGUGUGUGCAGGGAAUGUCACUGCUGCAAAGACUAACUCUACUCAGUCUGAAACAUCUCAAAAAGUUGAUAAUCAAAUACUGGAAAUUUUGGAGGGCUUGCAAAAACUGAAACUAGAAAAUGAUUCAUCCAUUCAGGUCUCUGAGAGUGUUUCCCAGUGUCCUCCAGCAGAUUCUUUAGCACCAGCAGUUCCUGUUGUACCAACUGAAAACAAACCACUCGUCCAGAUGUCUUCAGAAACGAUUAUUCACUUUAGUGACAAAGUUAAUAAGCCUUUUGUGUGUCAGAAUCAAGGUUGCAACUAUAGUGCGAUGACAAAAGAUGCGUUGUUUAAACACUAUGGCAAGGUUCAUCAGUAUACUGCAGAAAUGAUACUGGAAAUCAAGAAACAUCAACUGAAGUACGCCCCAUUCAAGUGUGUUGUUGCUAGUUGUCCAAAGACAUUUACACGAAACUCUAAUCUCCGAGCACACUGCCAGCUUGUACAUCACUUUACAACAGAGGAGAUGGUAAAAUUAAAAAUUAAAAGGCCUUAUGGCAGAAGAUCUCAAAACGAAAUUGUAAAUGCAGCCUCGCAACCUGUUGAAAUAAAUUUGCAGACACUAAUAACAGAAAACAAAACUGCAGCUCUGUUGGACAAAGAAGGUCAGAUAAAGGAAGCUCUAGAGCCUGUAAAUGUCUUGGAAAAGUUACUACCAGAGAAAAAUAUUCCUGAAAGACUGGAAACACCUCCCCAGGUGGUUUCCAUUCCAUUGGAGCAGCAUAACGCAGCCACUUUCGAUAAUGAACAGGCAAAAGUACGCAAAGUUAGGAGGCACAGGAAGGAAAAAGAGGAGAGAAAACGUCGGAAGCCCGUAACAAAACCUCUGGAGUUUCCUACUAGAUACAGUCCUUACAGACCGUAUCGGUGUGUCCACCAGGGCUGCUUCGCGGCGUUUACAAUUCAGCAAAAUCUAAUUCUUCAUUAUCAGGCUGUGCACAAAUCAGACCUUCCUGCCUUCUCUGCUGAAGUGGAGGAGGAGAAUGAGCCAGGUAAGGAGGAACGUGAUGAGACUGAAACCAAACCCACCAUCAGAGAAUUCAGGUGUGAGAUGAGUGACUGCUCCCGAAUAUUCCAGGAGGUUCCUAGCUUAAUACAGCAUUACGUGAAGCUUCAUAACAUGACCCCUGAGCAAAUCAGAAACAUGAAACCAGCUCAAGAGGCAGGAAGAUUUUCGUGUGAUCAGUCUCAGUGUAAGUCUUCGUUUACAGUGUAUUUCAACUACGUUACGCAUCUUGAGACAGAUCACGGUGUUAAGAUAAGGCCAAACAAGGUAGAAGACGAUGGUGUAUUCAAGUGUGACUGUGAGGGCUGUGACCGUAUUUAUGCUACUAGAUCUAACCUCCUAAGGCAUAUUUUUAAUAAACAUAAUGACAGGCAUAAAGAUCAUCUAAUCAGACCCAGAAGGCUGACGCCGGGUCAGGAAAACAUUUCAAGUAAAGCAAACCAGGAGAAACCAGUGAAGUCCAAACAGAGAGGACUGAAAAACAAAUCGGGAAAAGAAAGUAGCAGGCUCUCAGAGAAAGCAAAACGAAAGAAAAACGUUAACUUGGAAAACAAAAAUUCAAAAGCAAUGCAAAUUCAGGAAAAUAAGGCUUAUUCACUGAAACGUGGAAAGCAUGUGUUUUCUAUAAAGGCUAGAAAUGAGGCAUUAUCUGAGUGUACAAGCAGAUUUGUAACUCAGUAUCCAUGUAUGAUAAAAGGAUGUUCUUCUGUAGUUACAAGCGAAAGUAAUAUCAUAAGACAUUAUAAAUGUCACAAGUUGUCCAAGGCCUUUACUUCGCAGCACAGAAAUCUUCUCAUUGUAUCUAAAAAGCACUCUGUGUCAGAAGUAAAGGAAACACCUUGUGAGCAAGAGGAAACUGACAAAAAAAUUGAGGCGGAAGGGGCAGAACCAAGUUCGUUAGCAAGCAAUAAUGAUUCAAGCACAUCGCCAUCACCACAAAAAGAAACUGAGAAAGGUGAGAAGGAUGAAGUGGAUGAACUGACAGAACUCUUCAUUACUAAACUGAUUAACGAGGAUUGUUCAAGUGCUGAAAAUCAAGCAAAAAUAUCUUCCAGUGUAAAUAGUGACUCGCAGGAGACCAGCUCCUGCCCCUCAGAGAAGCAAAAAUCAAACAACUUAAAAAGAGCAAGCAAAGAAAAAAAUGUAUCUCAGAAUAAGAGAAGAAGAACUGAAAAAACAGAGGAGGUGCUGCCUGCUGAAGUGAGUAACCUGCACCGGGAGGAAGAGACUGCUGUCGCUAUUCAGACAGCUGAAGAGCAACCUGCAGCUUUUGACUGGAGUUCAUUUAAGCCUAUGGGUUUUGAAGUUUCAUUCCUCAAGUUCCUCGAAGAGUCUGCUGUGAAGCAAAAGAAAAACACUGAAAGAGACCACCAUAGCAGCGGAACCAAAAAAGGAUCUCAUUCAAACACACGAAAAUCCAACGAGAAGACCUCCUUAGCAACAAGUAAUAGUGUCAGUUGGUCAUCUUCUGGAACUGAAACCUUUGUACAGUUUGCCAAUCCAUCACAGCUUCAGUGUUGUGAUAAUGUAAAGAUAGUUUUAGACAAGACGUUUAAAGACUGCACUGAGCGUGCAUUGAAGCAACUUCAGGAAAUGAGACCUACUGUCAGUUUGAGAAGACUUGAUGAACACUGGGAAAACGAUCCAGAAGUUAAAGCUGCAAAAGAAAGAAAGGGUAAUGAAAAGGGCAAUCAAAACUGAAACCCUAAUGUGUGUAACCAUUACCUGUAAUAAAGUUUAUUUUGAAUAGGAAGCCAUCACGCAUGCUAGUAACUGUUGAGCUCUUUUAUUUUGAGGUGAUUUAAUCUAGAGAAAAACAUGACAUUUGUCAUGUAAAUUUUCAUUUGUUUUUAUCCCUAUGGGACUUGAAGAACAGAAUAAUUGCUUCAGCUUUGUAAAUACUUGAUCAAAACCUCAACUUUCUAUCAAAUUGUCCUUUCCAUGAACUUAAUCUUUGUGAAUUGUCUGUGAUUGGUAUCUUUCACCAGGUCACUGCUCAUGUACAACAGUACUCUUUAUUUGUAGAUACAUUUUUUUUUGUAUAUAUUUAUUAUUGUAAAUCAUUUGCUGCCACCAGCAGUCUGUAAGUCUAAACUAUUAAAUGACACAUUUAUAUUCAGAAUUUUAAUUUGUAACUAGGUGAUCAAGUUUUUAAAACUGUCCUUUAAUCAUUUUAAAUUAAGACCUUUUGAACUAAAACUAGCUAAGUCUCCCAUAUCCAGUUUAUUUUGCAUAAAGCAUUUAUUUACAGGAGAGGAGCUGGAUAAGAUCACACUUCAUAGGUCCAACAUACUGACACACUCAUUUUUGUAAAUUUUAACAUGCAGUAUCUAUCUAUGGAUGAUACUCAUAUGUAGUUAACUCAUAAAUAUAAUAGUUUUCUUAUAGCUACAUUUUUCAUUGCUUUUAAUUGGAUACAAAGCAUUUAUGAUUCCAUAAUUAAAAAAUGGAAAUGUGAAUAAAAUAGUUUGCUACAUCGGAGAUUUAAAACAAUAUUUGGUAUUAAAGAAUCCAUUGUGAAUGUGAUAGAAAAUUAGUAGUGUGGAGCAGUGUAUAUAUUUGAGGUGGUGAUUUGUGAAGUAGCCCAGUAUUGCCUUAAAUAAAAUCACAUUUCAUUUCUUGUUUUAUACAUGUGAUCUUAUAAAGGUUAUUUUUGUUUCUGUAACUUAGAUUGGUGUAUAGUUUAAUUUUUGUUAAAAAAUCAAAAAAUCCAAAAACAAACCUUCAGAAACCGUUUCUGUAAAUAGUGGGUUUAUAAAACAGAUGGUUUAUUUUGAUAAUACCAGUUUGGUAUCUAUCUAUAAAACGCGUGAGUCCUUAUGCCAUACCGUUAAAAACUGAAUAAACAAAGGCACUUUCUGAAAGGGAAGUGAGAUGUGAUCUUGCAGAUACACUCAGUGGUUGUGCUCUGUUGAUGGCACGGGCUCUCCCUGCACUCCUUUGCCCCUUGCUGACGUUGUUUGGCACCACUUGUGCCACCUCUCUGUUUUCCACACUGGAAGGAGCCCCCGGAGCAGUGCCAUGUGUAGCACUUGGGUUCGGGGUGCUUUCUGUAUAUGCUGCUAACUGACACGGCAGGUGUCCGGUUUGUUGAGUAACCAAAAGAGCAAAUGUGAUAGUGGGAGCUGUCGGUAUCCAGGAAUCUGUGGUAUUGUUGUUGGUAUGUGAUUGUGCGCGGCUCAGAUGGGACAAGCCAGCUGGAUUGUGCGGUACCAAAAAUUUCUCUUGGAUUAUUCUCAUACUGGAUGUGACCUACCUUCAGUAAUAUAAAAUAGUCUUUAUCUUGG
Numida meleagris (helmeted guineafowl) is the source of this 9790-nucleotide messenger RNA. It is a transcript of the gene ZNF292, whose product is annotated as zinc finger protein 292. Gene Ontology annotation, biological process: regulation of transcription by RNA polymerase II. The transcript has 8 exons. Gene Ontology annotation, cellular component: nucleus. NCBI's taxonomy places the organism in Eukaryota, Metazoa, Chordata, Aves, Galliformes, Numididae. The record is from RefSeq and is a predicted model, not a curated record. Gene Ontology annotation, molecular function: DNA binding; DNA-binding transcription factor activity, RNA polymerase II-specific. The coding region runs from base 27 to 8204 and encodes 2725 amino acids.